GAGCCCUGGAGCUCAGAACUCAACCUGAAGCGGCCUGCAGUGCGUCGAAAUCGAAUCUUGAAUCUCCCCUCUCGAGCUCGCCCACUCGAUCCAACUCGCUCUGUCCAUCUUUCCUGCGUUGUGCUCACCUAGCCACCUUUCAAGAUGAUGUCCUCCAGGCUCAUGCGGCCCGCCUUCGCCGCCGCGCGCCGCACAGCAGCUCCCAAGACUGCUUUCCGAACCUACGCAGCAGCAGCUCAGGGACAGGCCGUCGACCCGAAACCCCCUGUGCCGCUGUUCGGACUUGAUGGAACUUAUGCAAAUGCUCUGUACACGGCCGCCGCAAAGACCAACGUGCUGGAACCGACCUCCAAAGCGAUCGCCAGCCUGACCCAGAUUCUCAAGAGCGACCCGAAACUGCAGACGAUCUUGUCGGCCCCAACCCUGUCUGACACGGACAAGUCGCAAAUUGUGGCGGAGCUGGAGAAACACACCGGUGGCGCCGACAAGAGCGGCACGGUCAAGAACUUUUUGUCCGCUCUCGCCGAGCACAACCGGCUCAGCCUGCUCGAGGGAGCCUGUGAGAAGUUUGGCACCUUGAUGAGCGCCGCCCGUGGUGAGAUGGAAGUCGUUGUUACCAGUGCUCAGAAACUCGACGACAAAACCCUCAAACGCCUUGAAACCGCCAUCUCGAAAUCCGAGUAUAGCCAGGGCAAGAAACUCAAGGUGACGAGCAAGGUGAACCCGGAUAUUUUGGGCGGUUUGGUCGUGGAAAUUGGCGAGCGCACCAUCGACCUCAGCGUGUCUGGCAAGAUCGCCCGCUUGAACAAGAUGUUGACCGAUACCGUGUAAAAAUGUCGUCACCCGGACACCCUCCCCGAGCAAGACGGAGGCGCCGCGGACCUUCUCCACAACUGCAUGGCACAGCUUUCAAAUGGGUUAUUUUGACUGGAAUGCUAAGAUGAAGAAAAUAAAAAAUUGAAAAGCUGAAAGAUGGGACGCAGCGGUGGGGGAAUGCGAUGUUAUUCUUGGUAGAGUCCUCCUGUGCAGACCGACACAAACUCUCUCUGCCUCUGUUUUCUCGGGAAUGAAAUAUACAUCACCAUCAACAUCAAUGCUCCAUUCUGGCCAGUCGAGCGACCAGACUGUUCAAGUGAAUGUUCGAGACAACGAAUCUGCAUAUAGCAUGCCAUCCCAUCCCGUUCCAUCUGCGUGUCGACCGCGGGUUUAUCUGUCUCUCUUCUCCCCAACCUAACCUCCAUGUGUCUGAGCCGGGUUGAAGAUUCUUACUUCUUUUCUUUUUCUCACCCGUCUCCAGACUGGUCCUAGUAUGUGUUU
Messenger RNA from Exophiala dermatitidis NIH/UT8656, 1317 nucleotides. RefSeq names its product ATP synthase F1, delta subunit. Gene Ontology annotation, molecular function: proton-transporting ATP synthase activity, rotational mechanism. The transcript has 3 exons. Bases 145 to 831 code for a protein of 228 amino acids. Gene Ontology annotation, cellular component: membrane. Lineage: Eukaryota; Fungi; Ascomycota; Eurotiomycetes; Chaetothyriales; Herpotrichiellaceae. The record is from RefSeq and is a predicted model, not a curated record. Gene Ontology annotation, biological process: proton motive force-driven mitochondrial ATP synthesis.